Messenger RNA from Maniola jurtina (meadow brown), 1835 nucleotides. RefSeq lists its product as uncharacterized. The coding region runs from base 157 to 1710 and encodes 517 amino acids. The record is from RefSeq and is a predicted model, not a curated record. Lineage: Eukaryota; Metazoa; Arthropoda; Insecta; Lepidoptera; Nymphalidae. The transcript has 3 exons.
UCAAAAUUUAAUGUCACUAAUCCAAUAAAAAGCUCAUUUCAUUAUUAUCAAUAAAAUAAAGUUUUGUUUUAAGAUAGAAACAACGUAACGGACGAAAAGGUACCUACCAAGUACCUACCUAUUUAGACAAAUAAUAAUUGAAGCCCUAUUAGGACGAUGGAGCAUGCUCCGCAAGUACAACGCGAUGAACAAUAUCCGCUACUGAAAGUAGAGUCUGGAGGUGGGGAUAAUGUAAUGAGGACUCAACUCCCUUCAAAAAUAGCGUCAACUGGAUGGCACGUCACUUGUACCCCCAAGCAAUCCUGGUGCAGCCGUUGGCCUGAAUUUGUAUCCGCUUGCUGGAUGACGACCAUUUUGCUACUAAUUUCCUUUCUCGUAUUUUAUGCUCUAGGCAUGAGUGCUUAUAGAAGACAACCAGUUGUGAUCGUCCGAUGUAAUGACUCCAAGCCCGCUAGCGACGUUUUCUACCAUCACAUUGUUUCUCGAGAUGCUUACGUACCAUUCUCGCUCUAUUCCGAGUACAUUUCAUUCAUGGCAAAACAAUACCCAUUGCUACAUUUUAACGUAUAUUUUCUAAUUGACGAUUCCUGGCAGAACUCCAUUCAAGGUUCUAGACACUUAAGAUUCUUAAAAAGAUUAGUUCCACAAAUAGCUGCUCCUUUCAAUUCUAUUUUUGGACAAAAUUAUAAAAAAGAAAUAAAAGAAUUUCAAAGAAGAUAUCAAAAUGUUAAUAUAAGUGUAAUGUAUCUCAGCCAGUAUAUGGCAAUGACUCCUUUGAGAUACAAGUGGAGAAUCAUUCCUCCAAACUACCUAUCAUUUUAUGCUAGGGUAUAUGCAAUCUGGCAAAAUGGUGGAAUUGGAUUCGAUCUUAUAACCUUCAACGAUCAAUUCAACCAAAAUAGAGCUAUUGAUCGUAGAGUUGAUACAAUCCUUCAACAACACAAUGACGGUAUCAAAUCAGAAAAAUAUGCCGACACUUUUAACUCUUUGGAUAAUCAAGAGGAAAGUGAAUUAUUUUCAACGUUUUUCAAUAUAAUCAAUCAAAUCUUAAACGAAACCAGUUCAUUUUUUGGAGCAGAUAGCACGGAUAUAAACGUUAUAAACAAUACUCCUAUCGUAAGAACCCAUAGAAGUAAACGUGACAUUGCAGUUAAUACUACGGAUAUUUCAUUAAACAUUGAAAUGAAAAAUCAUACAGUUAACGAAAAUUUUAAUGAGACUGUCCUAACAGAAAGAAUACCAAACCUCCAUAAAAUGAAUAUAUCUAAGAAAAACAGUACUACUUAUAACUGGUAUGCUCUUGACGAAAUAAAACCGCCUUAUAUUUAUGAUAUUUUCAAUGUACCAAACAUUUCAAAUUUUAAUGUUGAUAUGCCUCAAGUUUUAUUUUACGAUAUAUUUGGAUUUUCGGAUGAAGUUGGUCCAUCGUACUCCUUACUUAAAACUCUUGCUCCACCAAAUCUUUUUUCUUCAAGACAUGCAACAAAACAAGGGCAAAGCAAAUCAAAAUAUGUAUCUUUAACCCCAGAAGGGCAUUUUGUGGCAGCUUCCUCCAGACAUCAUCCAUUUUUAUCUCACUUGUUAUCUUCUGGUUGUCACAGAGUUAGUCCUCAAUUUGCAAUCAAAGACACUCUUCUAAGCCAGUGUUCAGGAUUUUUGAGGAAUGAUAUUUAUUGUGAAAACAUUCGAGUAAUUUACAAUGUUGUAUAACACUGUUUCCUAGUUGAUGUUUAUUUAUAAAUUACGUAUUAUUUUAAUAUUUUAUUAGUUUUUAAUUUCCAAAUUGUUUCAUGUUGUGCGAUGUUUGAGAAAUAAAGAAUUGAAUUAACACAUUA